ACACACACCCGAGCCCUGUUCAUCCGGCCCCCUGUGCAAGAUCAACCCCUGCCAAUGCAACUGAGCCAAGCGCCCAUGGAACUCUAGGCGGGAAGCAGCAGGUACAGGCAGGCGUGCCAUGGAUUGCACCAUCAAGGAGGCGCUGUCAGUCGUAAGCGAGGACCAGUCCAUAUUCGACCCAUCCUUUGGCACCCCGCACCUCCUGAAGACAGAGCUGCCCUCGGUGGACAACUACGGUGGCAAGGAGGGCAUCGGUCUGGAGGAGCCCCAGUGGCAAGCCCAGGCCAACAGCAGAAGCCAUGUGGUGAAGCAGGAGAACGAGCAGGUCAACUGCUCCAGCAGCAGGCAAUCGCCCGUGGACUGCAGUGUGACACGGAGGGGCAAAUCAGGGGGAGCAGUUGACCCGUCCCAGGUAUCCUAUCCAGGUGGAUACAACAACCAGCGCAGCAGCCCACCUGUCAACCCCCCCACCGAGGAGAAGAGGGUCAUUGUCCCAGCAGACCCCGGCGUGUGGACCCAUGAACACGUCCGCCAGUGGCUUGACUGGGCAGUAAAGGAGUACGACCUCAUCGAUGUUGAAACCGGCCUCUUCCAGCAUGUGGAUGGCAAGGAACUGUGCAAACUUGGCAAGGAAGGUUUCCUGCGGCUCACUACACCAUACAACGCCGACGUGUUGCUGUCUCACCUCAAUUACCUGCGCCAGAGCAGCCCCACUUUUACAUAUCCGCCUGCACCAGUCAUUACUCAGCAGCCCCCGCCCCCACCACCCUCGAGGGCCCAAGUCAAAUCCGAGGCUGCAUAUGAAGAAAUACGUCGCAACAGCUGGGGCAGUGGCUCCAUCAGCACAACUUCCAAAGGCUCCCCACCACAGAUCCAGGGCGUCGGCAGGACUCCUGAUUCAACACGCAUUGCUCCAGAUCCAUACCAGGUCCUGGGACCCACUAGCAGCCGCUUGGCAAACCCAGGCAGUGGUCAGAUCCAGCUGUGGCAGUUCCUCCUGGAGCUGCUGUCGGACAGCAGCAACGCCAACUGCAUCACCUGGGAGGGCACGAACGGCGAGUUCAAGAUGACGGACCCCGACGAAGUGGCUCGGCGGUGGGGUGAGCGCAAGAGCAAGCCCAACAUGAACUAUGACAAGCUGAGCCGGGCGCUGCGCUACUAUUAUGACAAGAGCAUCAUGACCAAAGUGCACGGCAAGCGCUACGCCUACAAGUUCGAUUUCCAGGGCAUCAACCAGAGCCAGCAAGGGCAGCCGGGCGAGCCUGCCCUCUACAAGUACCACCACACGGACCUGCCUUACCUCCCGCCCUACCACCAGCAGAAGGUGGGCUUCGGCCUGGGCCACGCCGCCCAGAUGCCCACCUCCCCCACAGGCUUCUUCGGGCCCACCUCCCCCUACUGGAAUUCCGGCGGGGGCAACAUCUACCCGAACCCCAACGUGCCCAGGCAGCCCGGAAGCCACUUGAGCUCUUUCUUUUAGUCCCCUUGAUGCCUCCGGGGCCCUUGGAGCUACUCGGACUCCUGCGGCAGCCAGCAGAGCUCAUUGUUCAGACAGUAGCUGAGCCCCAAGACUGUGAAUUAUCCUGGGUGGUGUGGAUGAGGGUCAUGCCACCAGGGGGCACCCCUCUCAUCUCCUUUGGCACUUAGCGCAACACCCAUCUGAUCUCCUCCUUCGCCACUAGGAGGUGCUGGACUUGGCUGGAACUUCUACAGCACAGAUAGGGAGCCCGCAGCUCUCCUGUUGGUGUUGGGACUACAACUCCCAUCGUCCUUGACCCAAGGCUGGAGAUGAUAGGAAUUGGAGUCCGGCAACAUGGGGAAAGGGCCAUAGCCGCCCCAUCCGUGGCUCCCGAGCGAACGACAGAGCCUAAUAAGGGCCUCAAAUUUGCAUGCACCAUAGCAGAAGGAACUUGAGGUUGCAAGAGACGUUGAGCUGUUGCUACUUGCUUGGCAUCUAGGGUGUGAAUAUGCCAUAGUCACCCUUGUAGAACUUAGCAGAGAAGACAAAACUAGAAUGAGUUGGCUUUGGCAGUCAUUGGCUCUGGCUCCUCCUACUGUUGGGCUCCCUGCUUUCUGUCCUAUCGGCCCCAAUGGGCCACGGAGGAGGUCAAGCCUCUGUGUUAGACUAGCAGCUGCUGGGGGAGAAGAGACACUGACAUACAGCCACAACAGUAGCAGCGCCGUUUUCUCUUGGAACAUCAAAUUCCACUCUCUGUUUCCAAACCCUGGGGUGACAAUAGAAGCAGCAUUUUCCAGCAUGGCGUUGAUGGUUGAAAAGGGCCUUUGCUCCUGACGCGCAUUUCCAGUGUAUUUGGGCAGUGCGGGGUGGGGGGGGGGGAAGGUAGCAAGUGCUUAUUGGCUAGCACUCAUGCCAUCACCACGGCUGCUUUUGCCCCCUUAAGCCAGCCCAUGUUUUUUGCAACUAUUUUUAAUGUUUUAAUGCUUAAGGUUCACAGUUUUAAUUUGC
Messenger RNA from Zootoca vivipara (common lizard), 2467 nucleotides. Its product is annotated as retroviral integration site protein Fli-1 homolog. The record is from RefSeq and is a predicted model, not a curated record. NCBI's taxonomy places the organism in Eukaryota, Metazoa, Chordata, Lepidosauria, Squamata, Lacertidae. Gene Ontology annotation, molecular function: DNA-binding transcription factor activity, RNA polymerase II-specific; sequence-specific DNA binding. Gene Ontology annotation, cellular component: nucleus. Gene Ontology annotation, biological process: regulation of transcription by RNA polymerase II; cell differentiation.